GUAACUUUCGCCAUGUAUAUUAUAGUCAUCAGUGCCGCCCUCCUGGCCUGUGUUGCCGCCGAGGGAAUUCCUAGUUUCCUCAAACCUGGCAAAUGUGCCUCAGUUGCUAAUCAGGAUAACUUCGACCUCAGAAAGUAUGCUGGGCGAUGGUACCAGACCCACGUCAUCGAGAACCCAUACCAGCCAGUAACUCGCUGCGUCCACUCAUACUUUGACUAUUCCGAGAGUGACUACGGCUUCAAGGUGACCACCGCCGGCUUCAACCCCAGCGACGAGUACCUUCAGAUGGACUUCAAGGUCUACCCAACUAAGGAGUUCCCAGCAGCUCACAUGCUCAUUGAUGCUCCCUCGGUGUUUGCUUCACCCUUCGAGGUCAUCGCUACUGACUACGAAACUUACUCCUGCGUCUACUCCUGCAUCAGCACCGAUAACUACAAAGCAGAGUUCGGCUUCGUGUUCUCUCGUACUCCCCAGACCUCAGGACCUGCUGCCGAGAAGUGUGCCGCUGUCUUCAACAAGAACGGUGUUGAGUUCUCCAAGUUUGUGCCUGUCUCCCAGACGGCUGAGUGUAUCUACAGAGCUUAAAUCUCUUGGAAACUUUAACAUGCUAUAAUGAAGAUCAAAUCAUUCUUUCAUUAUACCAUCAUGAUGCAACAAAAUAAUGAACACUUAU
Messenger RNA from Cherax quadricarinatus, 673 nucleotides. Its product is annotated as crustacyanin-A2 subunit-like. Gene Ontology annotation, cellular component: cytoplasm. The record is from RefSeq and is a predicted model, not a curated record. Gene Ontology annotation, molecular function: pigment binding. Gene Ontology annotation, biological process: lipid metabolic process; response to reactive oxygen species. NCBI's taxonomy places the organism in Eukaryota, Metazoa, Arthropoda, Malacostraca, Decapoda, Parastacidae.